GCAAAUUCUGUGAUAUUCUCAUUUGCACAGGGAUUAAUAUUUUAUCUCAUUUCUUUAGAUGUUUCACGAUGUGUGGCGGAGAGGAAAUAUACCCAAGAACAAGCACGCAAGGAGUUCCAGCAAGUAUUCAUCCCGGAAUGCAACGAUGAUGGCACUUACAGCCAGGUUCAGUGCCACAGUUACACAGGCUACUGUUGGUGUGUCACCCCUAAUGGAGCAGGGUCUCUAAAUGAGAAGCUGCCACAGCGUGAAGGCACAGGAAAAACAGAUGAUGCCUCAGCUCCUGCACUGGAGCCUCAGCCUCAAGGAGAUGAAGAAGAUAUAGCUUCUCGCUACCCUACAUUAUGGACUGAGCAAGUAAAGAGCAGACAGAAUAAGACCAAUAAAAAUUCUGCAGCGUCAUGUGAUCAAGAGCUCCAGUCAGCAUUAGAAGAAGCUAAACAGCCCCAGAAAGAUAAUGUAUUCAUUCCAGAGUGUGCUAAUGGUGGGCUUUAUAAACCAGUACAGUGUCACCCCUCCACAGGAUAUUGUUGGUGUGUCCUUGUUGAUACAGGACGACCUAUUCCUGGUACAUCCACAAGAUAUGAACAGCCAAAGUGUGAUAACAGUGCUAGAGCUCACCCAAGCAACACAAGAGACGUGUUCAAAGGGCGCCCACUGCAAGGUUGUCCUGGUGCCAAAAAGAAUGAAUUUCUGACCAGUGUUCUAGAUGCACUUUCCACAGAUAUGGUGCAUGCUGUCUCUGAUCCUGCAGUGUCUUCCAGCAGGCUUUCAGAACCAGAUCCAAACCAUACCCUGGAGGAAAGAGUUGUUCAUUGGUAUUUUAAGCAACUGGAUAAAAAUGCCAGUGGCGACAUUGGCAAAAAAGAAAUCAAACCUUUUAAGAAAUUCCUGAGGAAAAAAUCCAAGCCCAAAAAAUGUGUGAAAAAGUUUGUGGAAUACUGUGAUGUGAACAAUGACAAAUCUUUGACAGUUCCAGAACUAAUGGGUUGUCUAGGUGUAACAAAAGAAGACAAUAAAGCAGACACAAAGAAACGCCACGCAAUUCCCAGAAGACAUGCUGAAAGUACUCCUUCUAACAGGCAGCCAUCCUCAAAGAAGCAAGGCUGA
Messenger RNA from Protobothrops mucrosquamatus (brown spotted pit viper), 1110 nucleotides. RefSeq names its product SPARC related modular calcium binding 2 (gene SMOC2). The annotation marks the transcript as partial. The transcript has 11 exons. Gene Ontology annotation, biological process: extracellular matrix organization. Gene Ontology annotation, molecular function: extracellular matrix binding; heparin binding; calcium ion binding. The record is from RefSeq and is a predicted model, not a curated record. Gene Ontology annotation, cellular component: basement membrane. NCBI's taxonomy places the organism in Eukaryota, Metazoa, Chordata, Lepidosauria, Squamata, Viperidae.